Stylonychia lemnae is the source of this 1269-nucleotide messenger RNA. The record is from the annotation of a GenBank genome assembly. NCBI's taxonomy places the organism in Eukaryota, Ciliophora, Spirotrichea, Sporadotrichida, Oxytrichidae.
AUGAUACUUCUUCACGACCUUGUCCUUGGGUGCUUUAAACUUAGCUUAAUAUUAGUUUGCUGCAUGGCCUGUCUACCCUGCUUUAUUAUAGUAUUUGCCAGAAAUUAAGAACUAGAAUCUUAACAACAAAGAGAAAGUGUAGGUGGUACAACAUCUCAAUUAGUGAAUAGAAAACUCAAUAAAAACUUAAGUGAAUAAUAACUAAAACAGUUGUUAAGAUCUAUUUUCUUCAAGAAAAAAACAACAUUCUUAGAAUCGUAGGCAAAAGUAGACACUUGCUCAAUUUGUUUAGAAUAAUUUCAAGAUAUAGAUGAUAUUAUAAGGCUUAAUUGUGAUGAAGGGCAUAUUUUUCAUUUCGCAUGCCUUGAAGGAUGGGCCAUGACAAACAAUAGUUGUCCUCUAUGUAGGAAAAAUCUUAUUGAUGAAAAAGAUUUAGACAUAUAAUAGAACUUUGAUGAGUUAUCUCAAAGUAGAGCUAACCUUUUGUUUAGAAGCAACUCUAAUUUCAUAAGUAUUCAAUAAGCAAUAGUUUAAAGCUCAGAAAUAAGAGAAUAAGUAGGGAAUAAUAAUAUUAAUGAACGAUAUAAUCAUGAGAGAGAUAAUCGAGCAACCCCAUUAGAAUUGGAAUCAUUAAGGUCAUUUGAAAACGGGAGUUAAACCAGACUCUUUGACAAUAAUGUCUAACAAAUUCAAAGAAAGAAGAAAAAAGAUGACGUUGAUACUAUUCAAGAGUAGUAUGAUGAGUAAAAUGACACCUAAUUGAUCAAUUCAAUUAUUCAAAAGUCUUAAAGGUCUACAAAAUCUAGAAUGAAAAAAGACUCAAGGCUUAAGAUGCUAAAUACAGCUUUCGAAGAGGAAAAGCAAGACAAAGACUCUUAAUAUAAGAAGAGAAAAACUAGAAAAAUAAGUGAAGUAAGUAAAAAUUUUAAGAAUAAAAGUUCAAUAAUUGUCUCAAGAAAUGUUGAUUCCCCAUAACUAAGAAUAAUAGAGAAAUCCACUUAAGAUCAUGGACAAAUGAAAAAAGGAAUAAAACCGCAAAAUAAAGAAUAUGAUGAUUCUUAAAGAUUAAAUGAUAAUACCAUAAAAACUAAGAGGCCGAAGAGAAAUAACUAUAGUGCUAUUACAAUGGUCUAAAAUAUCAACUUUAAAGAUAGCAUUUAAGAUUCAAAGGUGAAAAGAAUUUCACAAGCAAAUGAUAAAUUAAGAAUCGAAGGCCCGAAGAUAAUUGAACAAAAUGAUCACUAAUCAACAAUAUUGGAGUCAUUAUGA